Molecule: messenger RNA, 2723 nt
Organism: Cyprinus carpio (common carp)
Lineage: Eukaryota; Metazoa; Chordata; Actinopteri; Cypriniformes; Cyprinidae
Product: antigen peptide transporter 2-like
Exons: 11
Coding region: 158-2365 (735 amino acids)
Biological process (GO): transmembrane transport
Cellular component (GO): membrane
Molecular function (GO): ABC-type oligopeptide transporter activity; ATP hydrolysis activity; ATP binding
Source: RefSeq, a predicted model, not a curated record
AAUAAUGUUGUCCUCAAAUGCCCCGGCGCUGUGUGAAGAGAAGGAAACGUCGAUGUAGGACAGAAGCAAAACGGUAAUCAGUGGGAAAUAGUAACAGAAAAACUGUACUUUCGGUCUUUCGAGAGUAUCUUACGUGCGCGGGUUAUUCAGCGUUACCAUGGUUUAUACAUGCAGCAUGAGGAACUUUUUGGUGUUAGCGUGUAUAAUAUGUUUAGACUUAAUAAUAGUUUACGCUUUGGAUCUCGGAGGAUCUUUGUUUACGUCUCGUACUAAUUUCGACUACAAUCUAUUACGGCAAUGGGCUGAAUCUGGACUGCGAUUCAAACUGCUGUACGCAGGAUCUGUUUUAUAUAAAGAUGCAGCCCAUCUCUUAAUAAGGAGGUGGAUUUUAGUCCAUUGUUUUAUUGGUUCGGCAUAUGAAACCGGACGCUCAGUGUUGUUUGACAACUCUCGCCUUGAUAAAUUUAAUUCGUGGCUUGUCGGUACCGUCGCUGCUGCUUUAGCUUGUCUGUUUUGGGAGAUAACGCUGCCUGACACGAAUGGAGAGAGUAACGGCAAAGACAGCAAAAAGAGGGCUCGAGUCCUCCUCAUCCGGGUCAUCCAUCUCUACAAACCAGACUACAUAUUAUUGUGUGGAGCUUUUAUCUUUCUGGCCUUAGCUGUUCUAUUUGAGAUGUUCAUCCCACUGUACACUGGAGAGGUGAUUGACAUCUUGGGUUCCCAUUACCAGUGGGAUAACUUCAAAUUAGCUAUUUUUCUGAUGGGAUUAUUCUCAUUGGGAAGUUCUUUCAGUGCUGGUUGUCGUGGAGGCCUUUUCACAUGUGCCAUCUAUAGCUUCACACGGAGAAUCAAGGUACAACUGUUUGGGUCCCUUGUCAGGCAGGACAUUGGCAUCUUUGAAACCAUAAAGACAGGGGAUAUCACUUCUAGACUCUCCAAAGACACCGAACUGAUGGGCGACGCUGUUGCUUUGAAUGUCAACGUCCUUCUGCGGACCCUUAUUAAGACCCUGGGCAUAUUGUAUCUGAUGCUGAGCCUCUCGUGGAAGCUUACACUACUGAUGCUGAUGGAGACGCCACUUACAGGCUUACUGCAGAACAUAUAUGACACACAUUACCAGAGGCUGUCAAAAGAAGUUCAGGAUUCCUUGGCACAAGCCAACGACAUGGCUGGGGAGGCAGUUUCAGGAAUCAGGACAAUAAAAAGUUUCAGGACAGAACUUGGUGAAGCCCAUCGCUAUAAUGUCCGUUUGAUGCAAACCCAUAAUUUGAAGACCCGCCGGGACACAAUCAGGGUGAUUUACCUGCUAAUUAGGCGGAUGACAGAAUUGGGAAUGAAGGUGGCCAUGCUUUACUAUGGGAGACUCUUCAUCCAGUAUGGACAGAUGAGCACAGGGAAUCUCGUUUCUUUCAUUCUCUAUCAGCAAGACCUUGGAGACAACAUUAGGACUUUGAUCUAUAUAUUUGGAGACAUGCUGAACUCAGUGGGUGCAGCUGGUAAGGUGUUCGAGUACAUGGAUCGAAAACCUGAAGUCAGUAUUAAUGGUAACCUGCAGCCCAGUGAUCUGAAAGGACAUGUCAGCUUUCAGAACCUCACCUUCUCGUAUCCCAGAAGACCCGACCACAAUGUGUUAAAGAACUUCUCUCUGGAGUUGAAGCCGGGUCAGAUGACGGCUCUGGUGGGAAUGUCAGGAGGAGGGAAGAGCACCUGUGUGAGUCUGCUGGAGAGAUUCUACAAGCCUCAGCAGGGACAAAUUCUGUUAGACGGGCAACCACUGGAGAACUACCAACACAAAUACUUGCACAGCAAGAUAGCGAUGGUGGGUCAGGAGCCUGUACUUUUCUCCGGCACCAUACGAGACAACAUCGCCUAUGGUCUGCCCGGCUGCUCAAUGGAGAGAGUAAAGGAGGCUGCCAGCAAAGCCAAUGCUCAUGCUUUCAUCUGCAAACUGGAAAAUGGCUACAACACAGAUGUGGGAGAGCGUGGAAAUCUGCUCUCAGGAGGUCAGAAGCAGCGCAUCGCUAUCGCCAGAGCUCUGAUCAGACAACCUCAGGUGCUCAUACUGGAUGAAGUCACCAGCUCUUUAGACACUGAAAGUGAACAAAUGGUUCAACAGGCCCUGGCCUGCUGCCCCACUCAGACCUUGCUUGUGAUUGCUCAUAGACUGAAGACCAUCGAGAGGGCGGAUCAGAUCGUGGUGAUUGACAGCGGCGAGGUGGUGGAGCUCGGUACACAUCAGAAACUGAUGGACAAGAAAGGAAGUUACUAUAAACUUAGAGAGAGGCUCUUUACUGAUGAAAACACAGCCAGCCAAGACAACGAGAAAUCUGAUAUAGUAAAAGUCCAGGAGUCUAUGCUGAAAUAAUAAUAAUUGUUCAUGAUACAAAUACACCAUUCCAAAACAUUGUUAAUAAGGACAUAUAGGGGGAACAUUAUCCUUUGACCAUUAUCACAUUUCUCAAAGAUUUGUGGUACUAAAUUCUGAACCUGUAAAUAGAAUAAACACAGUGAUGAUAAUCAGUCAAAAUGUUUUAUCAACAAUUUUGAUAAAUGUAAAAUUUUGGAUUUGUUUGUGGUUGUGAUAUUUAAAAAUUAUAAAAAAAACUUUUUUGGUGAAUCUACUUUUUGUUUGUUUGUUUUAUACAGUCUAAUUUCAGAUUUUAAAUCAUCAUUACCUUGUCAUGAAGGUCUGUUCGAUUAAAUAACUGUACUGAAUGAACGUA